This is a messenger RNA of Protobothrops mucrosquamatus (brown spotted pit viper), 1469 nucleotides long. RefSeq names its product glycerol-3-phosphate acyltransferase 4 (gene GPAT4). Lineage: Eukaryota; Metazoa; Chordata; Lepidosauria; Squamata; Viperidae. Gene Ontology annotation, biological process: triglyceride biosynthetic process. Gene Ontology annotation, cellular component: endoplasmic reticulum. The coding region runs from base 80 to 1447 and encodes 455 amino acids. Gene Ontology annotation, molecular function: glycerol-3-phosphate O-acyltransferase activity. The record is from RefSeq and is a predicted model, not a curated record. The transcript has 12 exons.
CAGGGCAGCUUCUUUCUGCCUCUCAGGAAUUUGCAGGGCGCUGGCCUAUUGUGGCCAGGCCUGCCUUCUCACCACCAUCAUGUUUCUACUGCUGCCCUUUGACAGUUUGGUAGUUAACCUGCUGGGCAUUUCCCUGACGGUCCUCUUCACUCUGCUUUUGGUCUUCAUCAUCGUGCCAGCCAUCUUUGGAGUCUCCUUUGGCAUCCGCCGUCUCUACAUGAAAACUCUUCUACGGAUCUUCCAGUGGGCAACGUUAAGAAUUGAGCGGAGCGCCAAAGAGAAGAACCACCCUGUCUAUAAGCCCUGUGUCAACGGGAUCAUUGCCAAAGAGCCCACCUCGUUGGAAGAGGAGAUGAAGCAGAACCGGAGGAGCUCCAGCAACAAGACCCUGGACGCCCCUGAGUUUGAGCUCUCCGACAUCUUUUACUUCAGCCGCAAAGGUGUGGAGAGCAUUAUGGACGAUGAGGUGACCAAGCGUUUCUCGGCAGAAGAGCUGGAGUCCUGGAACUUGCUGAGCAGGACCAACUACAACUUCCACUACAUCAGUCUGCGCCUCACAGUACUCUGGGGGACGGGACUCCUGAUCCGCUACUGCUUCUUGCUGCCACUCAGGGUUGCCCUGGCUUUUACCGGUAUUGGCCUUUUGGUGACAGGCACUACCAUGGUGGGCUUCUUACCCAACGGAAGGCACAAGGAAUUCCUCAGCAGGCACGUGCACCUGAUGUGCUAUCGGAUCUGUAUAAGAGCUCUUACAGCUAUCAUCACCUAUCAUCACCGGGAAAACAGGCCCCGCAACGGAGGAAUCUGUGUGGCUAACCAUACCUCUCCAAUUGACGUCAUAAUUCUGGCCAGCGAUGGCUACUAUGCAAUGGUGGGCCAAAUCCACGGAGGGCUCAUGGGCGUCAUACAGAGGGCCAUGGUGAAGGCUUGCCCUCACGUCUGGUUUGAACGUUCGGAGGUCAAGGAUCGCCAUCUAGUGGCUAGACGGCUAUCAGAACAUGCUAAUGAUAAAAGUAAACUGCCCAUCCUUAUUUUCCCUGAAGGCACCUGUAUCAACAACACUUCCGUGAUGAUGUUUAAGAAAGGGAGUUUUGAGAUUGAUGCUAUAGUUUAUCCUGUCGCUAUCAAGUAUGACCCCCAAUUUGGAGAUGCCUUUUUUAACAGCAGCAAAUACGGCAUGGUGAACUAUCUGCUCAGGAUGAUGACUAGCUGGGCAAUUGUCUGCAGCGUCUGGUACCUGCCCCCAAUGACCAGAGAGCCUGCUGAAGAUGCAGUGCAGUUUGCCAACCGGGUGAAAUCUGCCAUUGCCAGGCAGGGAGGCCUGGUGGACCUCUUGUGGGACGGGGGCCUAAAGAGGGAAAAGGUGAAGGACACCUUCAAAGAAGAGCAGCAGAAGCUCUACAGCAAGAUGAUCGUGGGCAAUCACGAGGACCGAAGUCGCUCCUGAGCUCCCAGAGAUUGGGAGGGGG